Messenger RNA from Clarias gariepinus (North African catfish), 2562 nucleotides. RefSeq names its product serine peptidase inhibitor, Kunitz type, 2 (gene spint2). The transcript has 9 exons. The record is from RefSeq and is a predicted model, not a curated record. Gene Ontology annotation, molecular function: serine-type endopeptidase inhibitor activity. Bases 125 to 1315 code for a protein of 396 amino acids. Lineage: Eukaryota; Metazoa; Chordata; Actinopteri; Siluriformes; Clariidae.
GUAAUUAGCCUGUAACAAGCGGAAGAACACACCUGUAGGCAAUAAAGAGAGGUUUGUAACUGGGACGAAAGCAGCUCUUACAGUAUUUACUGUCGAGGAGAAGAAUAAAAUAAAACCUCGGGACAUGAUUAGGGUACUUGUCUUGGCUUUGGUUUGCCUUUUAGGCACAGGAUUAGUGCAGGGGCAGAAUGGAUGUGAGUUCACCGAGCUGAACCAAGGUCUGAGCCCUGACUCCCUGGCCAACCAAGAUCACCUGGUCGACAUUUCGGACGUGCAGAAGUGCCAAGACGUGUGCUGUACUAGAGACGACUGCCAGCUGGCUCUGAUCGAGACUCCUGCCGAUGGAUCUCCCCAGUGUUUCCUGCUGAAUUGUAUAAAAGACGGAAAAGAUGUUUGUGUCUUCGAAGCGAGUACCAGCUCCAAAGUGUACCGCAAGACCAACGUCUCAAGAGAUUACUGUCGUUUGGAAAAAGCCGUAGGUCAUUGCCGCGCAGCCUUCCCUCGAUUCUACUACGAUGUCACUGACCAAACCUGUAAAGCAUUUGUGUACGGGGGAUGUGGCGGAAACAGUAACAACUUUAAUUCAGUGGAGGAUUGUCAGAAUGCUUGUGGUGGUGUAACAGGUAAUGCGCUUACUGAAACUUCUGCGUCUUCAAAAUCCAGAAAGUCCUUGACUCAGGAGACCGCAGAUAAAUCUGACGCUGCCCUGCCUGAAAUGUCUUCAGAAGAGUAUGCAGAGAAGUGCCUGGCUGGUGCAGAGGUUGGGCUGUGCAGGGCCUCCAUCGUGCGCUACUACUACACAAGUGGCACAUGUAAACGCUUUAGAUAUGGUGGAUGCGGUGGCAAUAAGAACAACUAUAACUCUGAGGAGGAGUGCAUGAACACCUGCACAGUGAAAGUUGUGGAUUCCAAGAAGACAGAUGAGGAUCGAGAGGCCUGCUUUGUGCCCGCUGAUGCUGGACCAUGCCGUGCCGCUUUCCGGAUGUUCUACUAUGAGCCGCGUACUCAGUCCUGCCGGGAGUUCAUCUACGGAGGCUGCAGAGGCAACAAGAACCGUUACAGCACCCCGGAGGAAUGCAUGUCCAAUUGCGCUGGGAAAGAGGGGGGAUUUGGGGAGCACGGGGAACACAGAGGUCGCUGGACUCCAGCCUUUUUCCUGGUCACUACAUUGGCCAUCAUGUCAGUCGUGCUGCUUGUUGGGUUGCUCGUGAUCUCGGUGCGUCGUGUGAAGCAUCAGCGGCUCCUGCUCCUGGAUGACAAGCAAGAGCUACUGCCGGAGGAGCACAUUCCUGAGGAGGUCCACAGUGACCACUAAAACCAUUUCCUUCUCUCUUUGCUACUGAACACCACUAUAUCUACACUCCGAUCCUGUCACUUAACCUGUCCCACACACCAAGGGUUUGGAAAAAGCUUUGAGAAAUUAGUAAGAUAGCAGAAUAUUGGACCCAGUAGGUGGCAAAAAGUGCCCAGCAAAACUACAAGCCUUCUGUAGUUUCUGAUGUAACACCUUUUAAUAUUAUUCUUUAUGUAGCACGUAAGUGUGAUGAACUUAGUAGGUCUUAACACUGGACAUGACAAUCUUUACGUAAAAAAACAUGCUCUAUAUUUUUAGUGAUGAGGACAUUGUUUUAACAUCCUUUUCUCUCGCUUUUUUUUUUUUUUUUUUUUUUUUUUACAUAAAUCAAUCAGUAAAUGAGCAGAUUAAUUUAUUUUAGGUUGCUCAUUAUGAAAUAUUUUCUUAGCUUUGGAAAAUACAGAUUUUUAGAGAGUUUAUUACUGCAUUUCCUCAUUCCUAUCUUGAGGUGUUAUAAAAUAUAAAGGGGAAACUUCCUUUUUAACUUCCUGUCAAUCAUUGUCUGAUUACAUUCUGUCUGACAUGCUGUAUCAUUCAUGAACUACUUUAAUUUUUAUGUACAUUUUAAAAUAAAUGAAUUUAAACAGAAUGAACAAUGUUGUAGAACAUUAAGGAUAAUUAGCUGUAGGUUAUUAAAUAUAUUGCACCACUCUUAUAUUGAUGGUACACUCCGCAAGUUAAAGAAGUUUUCGAAGUUAAAACAGCUACAGCAAUAAUUUGCGCACAAAACAAAAAUUGUAAACGACCAUUUGGUGGUACGUAACCCAGGAAUGUGUAUAACAUAAUGACUUUAACCUUUAAAGAUUAAAAGCCUUUAAAAGAUUCCGACCAUUAUGAAACAAAACUGGUCAUUCUUAGCACAUGUAUUAUGUAGGAUGGAUAACUACAAUAGUUGAACUACUGAAUGUGUCAAGCACACGUAUAUCAUUAUUAUAUUAUAAUGUUAUAUUAAUAUAACAAUAUUAUGUCCGGUACUGGAUUAAUAGUUAAUAAAACUGUUCUACAUUAUGUAUAAUACACAAAUAUUAGAUAUAUGUACAAAUAUAUAUGUUUUAUGUUGUAACCUGAAUAAAAAGUUGGAUGAGUUAAGAUGUAAUAUUUUAUGAGGUUAGUCUUCAACUUUGUUUUCUAAGUAAUGUUUCUUCAUGUCUUUUAGAACUGAAAAAACUUUGAAAUCUAUAAUAAAAGCAACAGAUGAUCGACCAUGA